CAACCCGGAAUAACAGGCCCACAAUACGUAGGUUGUUCAGUGACACCGACAACCAACUGAAUGCAACAACGUGUCAUGGCCCAAUGAAGACGGGGGCUCUUUCGUUCCGUGAUUUCACAAUCACGACAGUCGAUCUGGAAAUUUCCCCUUUGGUUUACUUAAGCUGGGAGGUAUUUUUCACUUGUCACAUCCUGGUUGAUAUUGCCUGAUUAGUCAUGCGUGACGUCUUGCAACUGCACAGCCAAGACUAAGGACGAGUUUAAACGUCGUAAAUCUAACACCAUGGACGACACGAGAAUUGAAGGGUCUUCGUCCCUCAGCCGACAUGAUUCCUUCAGUCGGGGAUUCCUGGAAUGUGGCAUCUGCUUCGACCAGUUCAAGGAACCCAAGUUCCUCCCCUGCGUCCACACCUUCUGCAGAGGAUGCCUGUCCGGCUACAUCCAAAGCGUCUGCUCGAGAUCCAACCCUCGCUUCAAUUGCCCAACAUGUCGGGAAAACAUCGAAAUUCCAAAUCCAAGUGUUUCAAUUGAUAAGUGGGCCAGUCACUUCAAAGACAACUUUCUGAUCAAGAACCUUCUGGGCAUGGUGUCCAGUGGAACAGACUCUAUACCCACCGUGCAGGGGCGGCUCUGUUACAAGCACCCAGGCAAGUCUUUGGACUUUCUGUGCGUUGACUGUGAUGUGAUGAUCUGCUCGUCCUGUGCUCCAACUCUCCACAGGACGUGCCUGCAAGUCAUCACACUGGAGGAGGCUGUGGCUGAGAAGAGGGCCAGGAUCAGGAUGUUUCAUCACUCCUUCUGUUCCCACCUUGACAGGUCUGCAGCCAGGAAGCUGGAGCAGGCGAGGGAACAUGACAAGCUGGAGCAUCAGUACUGUACAGAGAAGAGAAAGAUCGUUCAACAUGUGGCAGAGGUCGUGCAGAAGAUCAAAGGAGAAGAAGCCAAAAUCUUGGAGGAGCUGGACCAUGCUUACAGCAGGUUUGACAGCGAGCUGAAUGAAGAACUGCGUAACCACAACAGUCAAACUCAAUUUCUCACUCGUCUGAAAGAUGCAUCUCAUGACCUGAUCCACGGUGGUGACCUCCAUCGCGUUAUUGACCAGUACAACACAAUGGAACAGUACUGCAUUAAAUUCUCAUCAUACAAGGAGAAGUCCUCUUGUGAUAUACAGAUGCGGAACCUGAGCUACCAGGCGAAACACUGGAACGUGCCGCCAUUAGGAAGCCUCAGUAGCCAGUCGCGUACCAGACAGUUGAUGCUUUUGCCGAUCUCCACACCACCACCGCUCCCCCCAACGGCACCUGCUUCCCCUGCCACGCCCACGUCUCCCCAGACACCAGUUCAGGUCGGAAACAUCUCUCCUUUCGAACCCCUUGUUACCGAAAGGCGGGACUUGAAGCUGGAAAGAAUCAUCUCUGCUAAAGUAAAGGGGGAUAAGAAUCAACCAAGCUUACGUGAUGCUGUGUCUGUAGCCGGUGGAGUUUUGGUUGUCACUGACGGGGAGAAUUUCUGCGUCAAGUCCUUUUACACGCAUGGUACCAAGGACAUGCAGAGCAAGCUGACCAUGGAGAAGAAGCCGCACGGUAUCUGUAAUUAUGUUGGGAACAUGGUGGCAGUCACUGUCCCUGCAGCCAAGCAUGUUGCUAUCAUGUCCGUCUCACCGACCCUGAUACUACAGACGACCCUCAAGACCGAGCUGAAAUAUUGGGGAAUCACAGCUGUGGGCACAGAUGCCUUCGCCGUCAGCACCUGCCCUGGGACAGGGGCGGUCCUCAUCCACAUCAUGGACUUAGAGGGUAAUAUUCUCAAGUGUAUUCACAACGGCACAGCUCUGUUCGCCAACCCCUUGUACAUGUGCACUGUUGCCAAUGGAGACCUCAUGGUGUCUGACUGUACGGUGUCCAAGGUAGCCUGUCUGCGGUUGAGUGGCCACGUGAUACACAUGUGCGAGCUUGGGUUUGGUAAGUACAUUAAGAAACCCAUGGGCAUGGCCGAUGAUGGCAAAGGUUACAUCUUUGUGGUGGAUAGCAAGCCGGCCCUAGCGCUUGUGGACUAUGCGGGAAGUAUACGGUACAUGUUGCACAAGACGGAAGGAAUGAAGGAUCCGAAAUGCGUGGCGAUCGGAUCCAAAGGAACUGUGUAUGUUUGUAAUGAGAAUGGGAAAGUGGGUGUGUUCACAGUUCAGUGAAUAGGUUUGUUACCAGUUUCAACGUUACGAAUGGAUAUGUUUGACAAUGCGGACUCUUUAAACCACCGGGGGGUAAACUCGCCGAUUGGCAGUUCUAGCACGGAAGUCAUCGAUCGAUACCCAGACCGUGGCUAACUUUAAUACACAUAGACAGGUCUGUGUCACACUAGACAGCGUCUAGACCGUGGCUAACUGUAAUACACAUACACAGGUCUGUUUCACACGAGACAGUGUCUGGGCCAUAUCUACCUUUAAUACACACAGACAGGUCUGUGUCACGCGAGACAGCGUCUAGACCAUGUCUACCUUUAAUACACAUAGACAGGUCUGUGUCAUCCUAGAGAGCGUCUAGACCGUGGCUAACUCUAAUACACAUACACAGGUCUGUGUCACACGAGACAGCGUCUAGACCUUGUCUACCUUUAAUAUACGUGUAGAAUAUGUGCCAUUUUAUUUGGGGAACUUUACAUGUGGGACAGAGCCCAGUGGAAUGGCGAAAGUCUAAUUUCGUGAUGCCUACAUAUAGCCAGUUUAGAGCGGAUUGUAUUUUACGGGAGGUACUAGAAAUAUUUACUUUAUUGAUUUGUUUAUUUAUUGUUUUGUAUGUCCAUGUGGCGGGGAAGGUGUGCAGCUGUUUGAAGUUUUCUUCAAUGCGGAAUCUUUAAACCACCGGGGGGGUUAACUCAUCUCUAGCACGGAAGUCAUCGAUCGAUACCCAAAGGCAACAAGACUUUAAGUAACACGGGAACACAAUACACUGUGAUGGAAUUCACUUUCUGCCCAUGACCGCCUCCGUGGUCUAGUGGUAGAGCGUCCGCCCGGAGAGCAGAAGGUCCGGGGUUCGAUCCCCGGCCGCGUCAUACCAAAAGACGUUAAAAGAUGGUACUUGUUGUUACCCUGUCUGGCGCUCGGCAUUAAGGGGCUAAAACAAGGACUUGUCGGCUCGGAGUCAGUAUACCUCAAUUUCACCUCACCUCACCUUUCUGCCCACGCAGCCAGAUGUGACUAGUGUAGGAAAACUAAGUGAACUUAAAAACAGCACGAUAAUUUAUGCUAAAAAGUUUUAUGAAAUGGUGUAUUUAUACGAUAGCCAAGGAAAGAAGAAUUGGGUUACUAAUAUAAGAACGACGUUAUUUUCACUCGGAUUCGGCCAUGUUUGGUUAUCACAAUCACCCGGUAACGUACAGGUAUUUACUUCGAUGUUAUUUCAACGUUAUGAAGAUACUUUUCAACAAAUAUGACAUAGAAGAUAAUGUAAUAGCUCCAAAUUGUCCUUCUAUUCUCAUUUUAAAUUAACGUUGAAGUGUAAAGAAUAUUUGUAUUGUGUACCCGGGAGUAAAUUCCGGUCAUGUAUGUCAAGGUUCAGAUGCUGUGCACACUGGCUGGAAACAGAAACUGGUAGAAAACUUAAUAUCCCUCGUGAAGAAAGAUUUUGCAAACUAUGUCAAGUUGGCCAAAUAGAAGACGAGUUACAUUUCCUGCUAGUGUGCCCUGCAUAUACUCACCUACGCAAUCUCUAUAUUCCUUCAAAAUAAGUUAAAAAUUCUUUUAUCUACAACCAACACAAAGCUGAUUAUUGAUAUCGCUAAAUAUCUGUAUCACAGUAAAGAAGAGAGAACACGUAUUUUAUCAUUGUGACUGUUGCCAUAAAUAUGCCAUACAUUUUGUACAAAGGGCCUGUGGCCUGUACUGCACUGAAUAAAGAAUUCAAGAUA
Molecule: messenger RNA, 3902 nt
Organism: Haliotis rufescens (red abalone)
Lineage: Eukaryota; Metazoa; Mollusca; Gastropoda; Lepetellida; Haliotidae
Exons: 2
Coding region: 283-2187 (634 amino acids)
Biological process (GO): positive regulation of DNA-templated transcription
Cellular component (GO): chromatin; nucleoplasm
Molecular function (GO): ubiquitin-protein transferase activity; zinc ion binding
Source: RefSeq, a predicted model, not a curated record